CCCAUCUGCAAGAUCUGCUUCCAGGGCCCCGAGCAGGGUGAAUUGUUAAACCCUUGCCGCUGCGAUGGCUCAGUACGAUACACGCAUCAGCUUUGCCUUUUAAAGUGGAUAAGUGAAAGAGGGUCAUGGACCUGUGAACUCUGCUGUUACAGAUACCAUGUUAUAGCCAUUAAAAUGAAAAAGCCUUGUCAGUGGCAAAGCAUUACUAUAACACUGGUUGAGAAAGUGCAGAUGGUUGCUGUAAUCCUAGGAUCACUGUUCUUAGUAGCAAGUGUGACUUGGCUUCUAUGGUCAGCCUUCAGCCCUUAUGCAGUAUGGCAAAGAAAGGACAUCCUUUUUCAAAUCUGCUAUGGAAUGUAUGGUUUUAUGGAUCUAGUAUGCAUAGGACUGAUAGUCCAUGAAGGUGCAUCUGUUUAUCGAGUGUUUAAGCGCUGGAGGGCUGUGAAUCUACACUGGGAUGUGUUAAAUUAUGACAAAGCCAUGGACAUAGAAGAGAGCAAUCGAGGAGAAUCCUCAGCAGGGAGGACAUUGUGGCUGCCACUGACUGCAUUUAGAAACAGAAGUUUAGUUCAUCCAACACAGUUAACCUCACCGAGAUUUCAGUGUGGCUAUGUGUUGCUACACCUGUUCAACCGCAUGAGACCUCAGGAGGAUUCAACAGAGGAUAACUGCUCUGGGGAAGUAGUGAUGAGAGUGACCUCAGUGUAAAGAUUGUGCUCACUGUGCUACACAGAUAAGGAUAACAUGCCCUGGUGUUACAGGACUUCAGAAUGUAGUUAUGAUGAAUGGUGAAACCAUUAACACUUGAAAAAAUAUAUACACUUCUUUUUUUAAAUUUAAUGUUUUUUAUAUGAUCAGAUAAAACACAAAUACAUUUUUCUGGGGAAAAAAAGUCUCUUGCUUUUUAUAUAGUCUGAUUUAUUGAAUCUUUUCUCAAUUUAUACCUGAGGUGUAUGUAACAUAGCUUAACUUAGGUCUUUGAAUGAUGAGGAAACUAAUUUUUAAGUAAAAAGAUAUAUUUAAAUGUAUUUUCUUAAACUCUGGCUUUAAUCCACUACUAUUAUUUUUAUCACUUACAUGAGGAUUAAACUGGACAACAUUCUUCCAAAAAGAAUAAGAAUGUUGACGUAAGUCAAAUAGUCUUCCCUUUCUGUCUUUUUUUUGUUGUUGCUUGUAGCUCAGUUGAGUUGUGUGAAAGUAAGUGCGGGAUAUAUUGUCCUUUGCAUUUAAGCAAAACCUAAAGGAAGAUGGGAAGUCUUUUCAUUUAGCUCUCCCAGAUGUCUAUGCAGGAUAUCAGACACAAGUAUGACACAGGGGAAGAGUCUUGUACUGCAUCUCGAGUCUUUUAAGAUCUACAGAAUGCUGGUGCUAUGCCUGUGCACAGAAAUAACCUUCUGAGCAGCGCUGCUGGAAUUGGCAAUGUCUGAAUUUUUAGUACCAUUCUAAUUAUAGGUCAUUGACAUCCCUUUUAAAAAAAAAAAUCUAAAAAAAAGUGCAUUGCAACCUCUGGAAUAAUAAUAAAUCCUGAUAGAAGAUUAAGGCAUCACUCCCAGUUCUUUUGCCUCUUCUAUGUAUACUGAAGUAUAAAUUAUACAGAACCUUAAUUUUGCCAGGGAACAAAUCAUCAUGUUAAAAUGAGCUAAUGUCAUGAUAGAUCAAUGCUGUGAAUUUUGCUUCUCUUGUUUCUGUUUCAUGCCAAAAACUCUAAUAGAAUUUAAUCAAAUGGUAAUGGAAAUGGAAAUAAUUUUCAACUUAAUAAUAAGCCUGUUGGAGACUGAGAUAGAAAGGCUGAAAUUACUCUGAGCACACUAGCUUACUCAAAACAAUUUUGUAGAAUCAUAGAAUAUGCUAAUUUGGAAAGCAUCCAUCCGGAGCAUCAAGUUCAACCCCUGGCCCUACACAGGACACCCUGAGAGUUACACCAUGCACUUGAGAGCUUUGUCCAAACAUUCCUUAAGCUCCGUCAGGCUGGUGCUGUGACCACUUCCCUGGGGAGCCUGCUGCAGUGCUCAGUUCACCUCUGGUGAAAAAUCUUUUCCUGAUACACAAUCUAAACCUCUCCUGACUCAGCUUAAAGCCAUUUCCUAGAAUCCUGUCACUGGUCAUGAGAGUGAAGCAGUAUCCAUUUGUUGUGGUUUCACCCCAGCCAGCAGCCAAGGCCCAGGCAGCCACUCGCUCAGUCCCCCAUCAGUAGGACAUGGGAGAGAAUCAGAAGUGUAAAAACCAGAAAACUCAUGGGCUGAGAUAGACAGUUUAUGAGGGAAAGCAAAAUACACACACACAAAUUAAACAGGGAAUUCAUUCACCACUUCCCAUAGACAGGCAGGUGUUCAGCCAUCAGGAGAGCUGGGCUUCAUCAUACAUAGUGGUUAAUUGGAAAGACAAAAGUCAUUACUCCAAACAUCCCUCCCUUCCAUCCUUCUUCCCCCCACUUUAUAUACUGCACAUGAUGCCACAUGGUAUGGAGUAUCAAUUUGGGCAGUUUGGGUCACUUAUCCUGUCUGUGUCUCCUCCCAAACUCCCAACAACCUUCACCCUCCUCACCAGCAGGGCAGUACGGAAAGCAGAAGAUGCCUUGGCUCUGUGUGAGCCCUGCUCAGCCAUAACAACAACAUCUCUAUCAACAUCUAUUGUCAGCCCUGUGCUCAGCACGAAUCUAAAACACAGUCUGUACCAGAUACUGUGAAGACAUUUAAUUCUACUCCAGCCAAACCCAGCACGUUCCACCCCUCAUUCCGUAGCAUUUGCAUCAUGCCAGGUGCCCACUAUUCAAUAAAAUUGCAGUAACCACCACCUUAACCAAUGCACUGCCCCUCUGCUUCCCCUCAUGAGGAU
Cyanistes caeruleus (blue tit) is the source of this 2835-nucleotide messenger RNA. It is a transcript of the gene MARCHF11, whose product is annotated as membrane associated ring-CH-type finger 11. The record is from RefSeq and is a predicted model, not a curated record. Gene Ontology annotation, biological process: protein ubiquitination. Gene Ontology annotation, molecular function: ubiquitin-protein transferase activity; zinc ion binding. NCBI's taxonomy places the organism in Eukaryota, Metazoa, Chordata, Aves, Passeriformes, Paridae.